CUUAGCUAGUGCAUUAGAACAGCAGGAGUAUGAAACAUCUUGGACUUAAACCCUGACUUUCAUCUUAUUACAAAGGUAACUAACUUACUGUUCAUGUGAAAAUUUUUGAAAACAAACUCCCAGGAAAGUGGAUUUAUGUUCUUGCAGCACCUCUCAUUUCAAAUACAUCAUGGAGUUUAGAAGCCUCAACAAAAAUAGGAUGUCUUCUUGUCCCUUAAACUUUGUUGUGGUUUUCUUAGAUUGGAAAGAAAUUGCAAGAGAUUAGUAGAAACUUACUUCAGUGACAUGUUUUUCUUUCAAAAUCUUAUUUUAGUCCUCUUAACUUUCUUUUUGAAGAUUGGAUUUGGCUGUAGAGUGGUAUUAUGAACUACAGCAGCUGUAUAAUUUUCCAUCUUUAGAAAUCAGGAAUAAACAGAAAAGCUAGUACUGAUGGAAAAGAAAACAAAAGUAUUGAGUAGAUUAUUGAUAGCAUGCCUUCAUGUUAGAGAUUAAUUUCCCUUUCAGUUCUCUGCUGAUUCAUGUUUCAUAUACAUUUAAAUUUAAAACAUAACAUUGAAUCCUCCCUCUCCUUUCUUCCCCCAGUUAUUCACAGCACAAGCCACAUAAGUAAAUGUUGCAAUGGAAAACCAAACCAUGGUCAGGAAUUUCAUCCUUGUGCGUUUCACAGCUGGCAGGAAGUUACAGAUCUUUAUCUUUGUGGUUCUCCUCGUGAUCUAUGUCUCAAUUAUAAUUGGAAACUUAGUGAUUGUCACCAUCAGCAUCGUGGACCAUGGGCUCCAUGUGCCCAUGUAUUACUUUAUUUGGAACUUUUCACUGUUGGAAAUUGCUUUCACUUCCUCUGUCAUUCCUAAGGUCUUGUUCAACCUAGCAUCAGGAGAAAAGACAAUUUCUGUGAUUGGUUGCUUUGUUCAAUUUUUUUUAUAUUUCAUCUUUGGCAUGACAGAGUUUCUUCUCUUAGCAGCAAUGUCAUUUGACAGGUACGUAGCCAUCUGCUACCCCUUGUGUUACUCUACCAUAAUGAGCAAUAGGCUUUGUAGCUUAUUAGUGCUUGGUUCAUGGGGGCUGAGUUUUGCACUUCUAAUUGGUCCAUCAAUUGUUGUCUUCAAGUUACCCUUUUGUAACCAAAACAUUAACCGUUUCUUCUGUGACAGUGCGCCUUUGGUAAAACUUUCCUGCACAGAAACACCUGUUCUGGAUCUUGUUAACUUCUCAAUAGCUUUUUUUUCUCUUCUGGGCACUCUCAUUAUCACAGUCCUAUCUUACGCCAAUAUAAUUUUCACUAUAUUGCACAUUUCAUCUGCUUCAGGGAGGCGGAAAGCCUUUUCUACUUGUGCAUCUCACCUUAUUGUUGUCUUCAUCUCUUAUGGGAGUUGCAUUUUCAUGUAUGUUAAACCUAUACACAUGGGUGAGCUUGACAUCAUCAAGGGGGUAGCUAUUCUCAAUACAGUGGUAUCUCCUCUGCUCAACCCAUUCAUCUUCAGUCUGAGGAACAGGCAGGUUCAAAAAGCCUUGCAAAAAUAUUUCUCCAUGUGCAGUUCUUACAGAACAAUUCUGAGUCUGAUGAAAAGUGAAAGGUAAAGAAAAUUUGCAGGGAACCACCUUAAAGGCUGAAGACAUAUAAAUAUUCCAAGUAUGCAUUUGUGCAGUGAAUGUCAGAAACUUUGUUAUUAUCUCUGCUCUGCUGUCCCUACAUGACAAAAACUGGUGGAAGAUGAGUCUCCAAUACACUUUAGCAAUGUAGCAGCUGAUUCUGAAAUGAGAACCAGGCAUCCAAUAUAUACCAUACUGGAAAUACAAGAGUGAUUUAAGAGGACAAGAAUAAGAGGAGAAAGAGCAUACUGGUGUAUGAAGAUGGACUGCAGCAAAUUGAACUUGCCACAGGAAUGUGCACUGGGUGAGGUUACAGAAGAAGGAAGUUUUUAUUUGAUCUAGAGAGUGGUCAGUGCUGUGAAUUUGUGAACUUCAGUUUACAAGGUCUGCUUAUUUCUGUUUCUGUGUUUAUUCUAUUCUGUGUAGCAGAAUUUUUCUUUCAGUUUAGGAGAAACAGAACCAGUGUUGUUUUGUCUGGGACCCUGGUGGGUGGUGGGAUAGUUUAAGGCAUAUAUAUUUGCUUACUGCCUGUGUCUAGUGAAAGAAGAAUGAAAAAAAAAAAAAAAACUUGAAGCUGUUUUGGUGACAGAUGCAGGCCAGGAUUUUAGCAAACACUUGAAAACAUGAGCUCAGUCAUUAGCUAGCGUCUCCAUGGACACACUUUUAGAUCAUAAAGUGCAAAUCAGUCUAAAAACGUGUCUUAGGUGUGCAAACUGAGCAUUAAAAUGCUUUUGUUACUCUCUAUAAUGAGCAGUUCACAUCUUCACAUCAGUACGGUUAAGACAACCACAAAAACAGACAUUCCCUUUUCCCUUUUAACUGUUACUAAUUGAAGCUUGUGUGUGGUCGGAAAUAUUUAUUUAUGUAUUUACUCAUCCAAUUAUUUCUUUAUUUAUUUAUUCACUAUAGAGAAACUAGAAAUAGUAGUAGAUUUACAAAGUGUGUCUGUGUUCUAGACUUCAGCACAAUACCUGCAAUGGGAUUUCAUUUGACUAAUUACUACUUUAAAUAGAGUAUUUUCAGAGCUCUGUAAAAUAUAUCAGGGUAUGUGCUCCUGAACCUGCAGCAUCAGGUGAAAUCAAAGAUGAUCUUUGGAGGAUCUUAGCUGACAGCAUUAGUGAAGGCAAUAAAAGGGAUUUUCAGUAAGACUAGACUUGCUUAAUGGAGACGUUAUAAUGUAGAUUUAAAAACUCACCAGUCAUCCCAUUUUUACUGCUCUAGCAGGGACUCAGUCUCACUGAGGGAGGUAUGGAGGUUUUGCGGUUGUUGUAAAAUGUGCAAGUAGGGUGGCCAGGCAGGAUGGUGUUACAAUAGUAGGUAAGGGAGGAGGUAAAUCAGGCCAUCCCUGUACAAAGUAAUAGGUUCAGAAGGGAAGUCCUGUUUUAUUGAACACAGCUGCUCUUUUGUGUAAUUUUGUCAGAUAGAUCAAGCACAAUCUUCAACCUGUUUGUACACGCAUGUAAUUCUUUGAUGUUUAUGCACAUAUACUUUGUUGCAACCCAAGGCAACUGAUGCAUACACAAGCUGAUCUCUGAUUCAAAGUUACAAUAUAGUGAAUAGCUUGCAAGUAAACACUAACAUUGUUAUAGUUGAAUUGAGACAAAUAGAGUCCAAAGUAAAUUCAAUCUGUAUUUAUUAAGGUAGGAAAGCAAAAGCAGCGCUGGGCGGCCGGAGAGUCGCAGCUCCACCAAAGGCUCGCCAGGUAGAAAAGCAAAAGCAGCGCUGGGCGGCCGGGGAGCCGCGGCUCCGCCAAGGGCUCGCAAAUUCAAACAAGCUAAGCAG
Messenger RNA from Grus americana (Whooping crane), 3372 nucleotides. RefSeq names its product olfactory receptor 49-like. The transcript has a single exon. Gene Ontology annotation, cellular component: membrane. Gene Ontology annotation, biological process: G protein-coupled receptor signaling pathway. NCBI's taxonomy places the organism in Eukaryota, Metazoa, Chordata, Aves, Gruiformes, Gruidae. The record is from RefSeq and is a predicted model, not a curated record. The coding region runs from base 619 to 1578 and encodes 319 amino acids. Gene Ontology annotation, molecular function: G protein-coupled receptor activity; olfactory receptor activity.